CGCCGCGCCUCGGAGCGCACGUUCGGCGCUUUCUCCUACACGUUCCCCGGACAUUAUGCUGCCGAGCGGUGGAGCCGCAGUCCUCCAAGUGCUCCUCCUGCGGCUCCUCCUGCGGCCCGAGCGGCUCAGCUCUCGGCAGGCGGCGGCGUUGCUCAGCCGAGCGCGGACGGGACCCUCGCGGCGGGACCUCAGCGACUCCUAAAGUCAAACAUUGGCGGCGGGCGCCGGCCUCCGCGCGCUCUACGCGGCCGCUGCCUCGGGUCGCCGCCGCCGCCAAGGAGGGCAGGAGGGAGGGGGUGAGGGCAGCGGGGGAGGGGUGAGGAGCACCAUGCAGUUUGUAUCCUGGGCCACACUGCUAACGCUCCUGGUGCGGGACCUGGCCGAGAUGGCGAGCCCAGACGCCGCGGCGGCCGUGCGCAAGAACAGGCUGCACCCGAGGCAAGUGAAAUUAUUAGAGUCCCUGAGCGAAUACGAAAUCGCGUCUCCCGUCCGAGUGAACGCUCUCGGAGAACCCUUUCCCACGAACGUGCACUUCAAAAGAAGGCGACGGAGCAUUAACUCUGCCUCUGACCCCUGGCCUGCCUUCGCCUCCUCCUCUUCCUCCGCUACCUCCUCCCGGGCGCAUUACCGCCUCUCCGCCUUCGGCCAGCAGUUUCUAUUUAAUCUCACCGCCCAUGCCGGAUUUAUCGCUCCACAGUUCACUGUCACCCUCCUCGGGGCGCCCGAGGAGAACCAGACAAAGUUUUAUUCCGAGGACGAAGCAGAACUCAAGCACUGUUUCUACAAAGGCCACGUCAAUACCAAGUCCGAGCACACGGCGGUCAUCAGCCUCUGCUCCGGAAUGCUGGGCACAUUCCGGUCCCAGGAUGGGGAUUAUUUUAUUGAGCCACUGCUGUCCAUGGAUGAACCAGAAGAUGAAGAUGAACAAAACAAACCCCACGUUAUCUACAGGCUCAGCACCGCCCAGGAAGAGCCCUCCACAGAAAGGCACGCGUGCGACACCUCAGAACACCGGGAUAGUCCCAGUAAGGACAGGAGGAAACCCAGAGCGAGGGAACGGGCAGGAAGGAGCAGCCUGGCUGACGACGUGGCAGUGCUCAAGAGCGGCUUCGCAACAAAGGCGCUGUCUGCCUAUGGGAACAAGACGGACAGCGCGAGAGAGCAGAGGACCCACAGAAGAACAAAGCGUUCCUUGUCCUACCCACGGUUUGUAGAAGUGAUGGUGGUGGCAGACCGAAAAAUGAUUUCAUUCCAUGGAGCAAAUCUUCAACACUAUGUUUUAACUUUAAUGUCAAUUGUAGCCUCUAUCUAUAAAGACCCCACUAUUGGAAAUUUAAUUAAUAUUGUUGUUGUGAACUUAGUUGUGAUUCAUAAUGAACAGGAGGGACCGCCCAUCUCUUUUAAUGCCCAGACGACAUUAAGGAAAUUCUGCCAGUGGCAGAAGAACAACACAGGUGCGAUCCAUCACGAUACUGCCAUUCUGAUCACGAGACAGGACAUCUGCAGAGCUCAGGACAAGUGUGACACCCUAGGUCUGGCUGAACUGGGAACCCUUUGUGACCCCUCCAGAAGCUGUUCUAUUAGCGAAGAUAAUGGAUUGAGCACGGCUUUUACCAUAGCCCAUGAACUGGGCCAUCUGUUUAAUAUGCCUCAUGACGACAGCAAUAAGUGCAAAGAAGACGGAGCCAAGAGUCCCCAGCAGGUCAUGGCUCCAACAUUGAACAUUUACACCAUGCCCUGGAAGUGGUCAAAGUGUAGUCGAAAAUACAUCACUGAAUUUUUAGACACUGGUUACGGCGAGUGUUUGCUUAACGAACCUGGAUACAGACCCUACAGUUUGCCUUACCAACUGCCAGGCCUCCUUUACAAUGUGAAUAAACAAUGUGAACUGAUUUUUGGACAAGGUUAUCAGCUGUGCCCAUAUAUGCAGAUGCAGUGCCGACGACUCUGGUGCAGUAACGCGGACGGAGCGGAUAUAAACAGCAAAGGCUGCCAGACUCAGCACACGCCCUGGGCCGAUGGCACCGAGUGUGCGCCUGGAAAGCACUGCAAGUUUGGAUUUUGUGUUCCCAAAGAAAUGGAGCCCCCCGCGAUUGAUGGAUCCUGGGGAAGUUGGACUCCGUUUGGAACCUGCUCCAGAACGUGUGGAGGGGGCGUCCGCAGCGCUGUCCGGGAGUGCAACAGACCAGCGCCCAAAUACGGUGGAAAGUACUGUACGGGGCGCAGGAUGAAAUUUAGGUCCUGCAACACGGAGCCGUGUCCCAAGCAGAAGCGCGACUUCCGAGAGGAGCAGUGCGCUCAGUUUGACGGGAAGCACUUCAACAUCAACGGGAUCAGUCCGACCGUGCGCUGGGUGCCCAAGUACAGCGGAAUUUUGUUGAAGGACCGGUGCAAGCUGUUCUGCAGGGUGGCCACGAGCACAGCCUACUACCAGCUCAAGGACAGAGUGGUGGACGGGACCCCAUGCAGCCAGGACACCAGCGAUAUCUGUGUCCAAGGCCUGUGCCGGCAAGCUGGAUGCGAUCACGUUUUAAACUCGAAAGCCCGGAGAGAUAAGUGCGGGGUGUGCGGUGGCAAUAAUUCUUCAUGCAGAACAGUGGAAGGAAACUGGACACUAGCAGUACAUUACGGUUAUAAUCUCGUGGUCCGAAUUCCAGUGGGUGCUACCAGCAUCUAUGUGCAGCAGAAGAGUAACUCAGGAAAACUGGAGGACGAUAACUACUUAGCGGUAUCGAACACCGAUGGCGAGUACUUCAUAAAUGGGAACUUCGUUAUCACAAUGGCCAAGAAGGAGAUCCGCAUUGGGAAGGCUCUGAUCGAGUACAGUGGCUCCGAAACCGUCACAGAGAAACUCAACUGCUCAGGCCGCAUUGAACAAGAACUCCUGAUUCAGGUGCUGGCGGUGGGGCAGUUGUUCGACCCCAAUGUGUACUACUCUUUCAAUGUCCCCAUCGAAGACAGGCCCCCGCAGUUCUACUGGAACAGUCACGGGCCCUGGCAGGCCUGCAGCAAACCUUGCCAAGGAGAGCGGAAACGAAAACCCGUUUGCACCAGGGAGUUCAAUCAGCUCAUAGUUUCUGAUCAAAGGUGUGAUCGGCUGCCCCAGCCAAGCCCCAUCACUGAGCCCUGCGGCACAGACUGUGACCUGAGGUGGCAGGUGGCCAGCAGGAGUGAGUGCAGUGCCCAGUGUGGCCUGGGCUACCGCACGUUAGACAUCUACUGUGCCAGAUACAGCCGGCUGGACGGGAGGACCGAGAAGGUGGAUGACCGUUUUUGCAGCAGUCACCCCAAACCAAGCAACCAGGAAAAAUGCUCAGGAGAAUGUAACACCGGGGGCUGGCACUACUCUGCUUGGACUGAAUGUUCUGAAAGCUGUGAUGGCGGAAUCCAGAGGAGAAGGGCUGUUUGUGUCAACACCCGAAAUGAUGUCCUGGAUGACAGCAAAUGCACACAUCAGGAGAAAGUCACCGUUCAGAGGUGCAAUGAGUUCCCUUGUCCACGGUGGAAGUCGGGAGACUGGUCCGAGUGCUUGGUCACCUGCGGGGAAGGGCACAAGCACCGGCAGGUCUGGUGUCAGUUCGGUGAAGAUCAAUUAGACGACAGAAUCUGUGACCCUCAGACCAAGCCAGCCUCCGUGCAGACCUGUCAGCAGCCAGAAUGUGCGUCCUGGCAGGCGGGUCCCUGGGGACAGUGCAGUGUCACUUGUGGACGGGGAUACCAGCACAGAGUGGUGCAAUGCAUCGUUGGGACCUAUGGCGUGUCAGUGGUGGAUGUCAAUGUCUGCAACGCAGCAGCUAGACCAGCUGAGGUCCAGGACUGCGAAUUGCCACCUUGUCACCCUCCGCCGGCUGCCCCCGAAGCAAGGAGGAACACGCACGGUGCCCCAAGAACCCAGUGGCGAUUUGGGUCUUGGACUCCAUGCUCAGCCACCUGUGGGAAGGGGACCCGGAUGAGGUAUGUCAGCUGCCGGGAAGAGGACGGCUCCGUGGCUGACGAGAGCGCCUGCCAGGCCCUGCCGCGACCACUGGCAGAGGAGGAAUGUGUGGGGACCCCCUGUGGCCAGUGGAAGGCUUUGGACUGGAGCCCUUGUUCCGUGACGUGUGGGCACGGUAGGACGACCCGGCAAGUGAUGUGUGUGGACUACAGUGACCACGUGAUUGAUCAGAGCCAGUGUGACUCAGAUUAUAUCCCAGAAACCGCGCAGGACUGCUCGCUGCCACCGUGCCCGCGCCAGGCCCCAGACCGGGGCCUUGCUCAGCACCCUUUCCAGAACGCGGGCUAUCACCCCAGGAGCCUCGGCCCCAGCCAGACCCACGUGCUCGGGGGGAACCAGUGGAGGAGGCCCUGGGGAGCAUGUUCUAGUACCUGUGCUGGCGGGUCCCAGCGGCGUGUCGUUGUAUGUCAGGAUGAGAACGGAUACCCCGCAAGUGACUGUGUGGAGAGAAUCAAACCGGAUGAGCAAAGAGCCUGCGAGUCCGGCCCGUGUCCGCAGUGGACUUAUGGCAGCUGGGGAGAGUGUUCUAAGCUCUGUGGCGGAGGCCUGCGAACCAGGCUGGUGGUCUGUCAGCGGCCCAGCGGGGAGCGCUUUCCAGAUCUGAGCUGUGAAAUUCUGGACAAGCCUCCGGACCGGGAGCGGUGUAACCCGCACGCUUGUCCCCAAGACGCGGCAUGGAGCACCGGCCCUUGGAGUUCGUGUUCUGUCUCUUGUGGUCGAGGGCAUAAGCAACGAAGUGUUUACUGCAUGGCAAGAGAUGGAAGCCUUUUAGAAAGUGAGCACUGUAAGCACCUUGCUAAGCCCAGUGGGCACCGAGAGUGCCGAGGAGGAAGAUGCCCCAAGUGGAAGGCUGGCGCCUGGAGUCAGUGCUCUGUGUCCUGUGGCCAUGGCGUGCAGCGGAGAAAUGUGGGCUGUCAGCUGGGACCUCGCAAGGUAGCCAGAGAGACCGAGUGCAACCCGUACACCAGGCCGGAGUCGGAGCGCACCUGCAGAGCCCCGCUGUGUCCGCUCUACGCCUGGAGGGUAGAGGAAUGGCAAGAAUGCACCAGGACCUGUGGCGAAGGAACCAGGUACCGCAGGGUGCUGUGUGUGGAUGAGGACAAAGGCGGCGAGGUGCACGGCGGGCACUGCGACCCCAGCAAGCGGCCUGCGGACCGUGAGAGCUGUAGUUUGCAGCCCUGCGAGUACAUCUGGAUCACAGGAGAGUGGUCGGAGUGCUCGGUGACCUGCGGGAAGGGCUACAAGCAAAGGCUGGUGUCCUGCAGCGAGAUUUACACCGGGAAGGAGAACUAUGAGUACGGCCACCAAACUGCCGCCAACUGCCCGGGCACGCAGCCCCCCAGCGUCCACCCCUGCUACCUGAGGGAGUGCCCGGUCUCCGCCACCUGGAGAGUGGGCAACUGGGGCAGCUGCUCCGUGUCCUGUGGCCUCGGGGUGCAGCACCGAUCCGUGCAGUGCUUGACCAAUGAUGACCAGCCCAGCCACCUCUGCCCCGCGGAGCUGAAGCCGGAAGAGAGGAAAACCUGCCAUAAUAUCUACAACUGCGAGUUACCCCAGAGCUGCAGGGAGGUGAAGCAUCUGAGCGGCGCCACGGAAGACGGCGAGUAUUUCCUGACCGUCCAGGGAAAGCUCCUGAAGAUCUUCUGUGCAGGGAUGCAGUCCGACCACCCCAAGGAGUACCUGACCCUGGUGCGCGGGGAUGCGGAGAACUUCUCCGAGGUGUACGGGCACAGGCUGCACAACCCGACCGAAUGCCCCUACAACGGGAGCCGGCGCGACGACUGCCAGUGUCGGAAGGACUACACGGCGGCCGGCUUCUCCAGCUUCCAGAAGAUCAGGAUAGACCUGGCCACCAUGCAGAUCAUAACCACUGACUUACAGUUUGCGAGGACCAGCGAAGGGCAUCCCGUGCCCUUUGCCACCGCUGGGGACUGCUACAGCGCCGCCAAGUGCCCGCAGGGUCGUUUCAGCAUCAACCUUUACGGAACAGGCCUCUCUUUAACCGAGUCCGCCAGAUGGAUCUCGCAGGGGAACUAUGCCGUCUCCAACAUUAAGAAGUCGCCGGAUGGCACCCGAGUCGUGGGGACAUGCGGCGGUUACUGUGGGAAAUGCACUCCGUCCUCGGGCACUGGCCUGGAGGUUCAGAUUUUAUAGUUAAGGUUUCUUAUAGCAAACAUCCUUUACUUGUAAAAUCUAAGAGAACAACGUGUGAUUGUUCAUUCUACAUGAAAAAAUGUAUGCAUUGCCUACGCUUGACUUGUGACCUUUGAGACAGAAGAUUGACCUUUCUUGGUGGCUCAUCUGUUUCCAGGUGCCCUGAAGAGGAAGCCGUGAUGGAUGGAUGAAGGAUAGUAAUGCAAUACCUCCACCUAAAAUCUGGGCGUGUGUAUGUGUGUGCGCGUGCGUGUGUGUGUGUGUGUGUGUGUGUGUGGACUUGUAUGCUUGUGUGUGUGUGUACAUAUACAUAUGCAUAUAUAAACCUAUAUACACACACACAUCUCCGGAUAUGGGUGUGUAUAUUUGUGGAAUGUCCUAAUGAUGUAAAGUUUAAUAUUUAUGUUUGAAAUUAUUUAUUGUGAUGUAAUAUUUUUGUACGUAAAAUGAUUCUAUUAUGACUGCCUUUUGCAAUAUUUUGUUCCUUGCAGUCAGACCACUGCAUUUUACGUACUCUACAUUAUAUGUAGUAUUAUGACAAAAGUGAUCCUUCAUUAUCACGGUACACUAUUGUUUACUUUCUAUAUGUAAAUCUUUUUAUUGCUCAUUUUUUUAAAAAAUUGUAAUUUGUUUUUUAAAACAAUCUAGCUAUCAUCAAGGUGCUACAGCAGUAUUUGCCAUUUCUAUGAAAGCAUCAUUAGCCCGUAAGGAAUUUAGUGGUCACAGAUUGUACCAGCUAUGAAUUACGUUAAGUAUCUAUUCAGUUUCACGUGAACUCUGGGAACAAAAUUGCUGCCUUGGUGCUACUAUUGUAUUAUUUAAGUGAUCUUCAGACUCAGAAAUGUAAACACAUUUAAUAAGGGAGGAACCGAAGGACAUUGUCCAAUGGACGGAACCAGUUGGCUAGAAUGAGACCAGCUGUUUACCCCUGUUUUCGGACAUGUCUUUCUUGGAAGAGAGUUGUACUCUGUUCUUUUUAUUGUUGUUGUUAUUAAUAUGUUUUGCUUCAGUUCAUGGUGCCUCAGUCCCUCCGUGUGAAACGGAGGGCCCCACAAGUAGUGUCAUUCCAGGGACCUUGAGAAAGAGAGGUCCUCUCAGCAUUUUGCUAAGACUUUCUGAAAUGACGUCCAAGUUUACCAGUUGCGAGAUGAGGAUGCAUACAUAGGACGGCUGGCCUUCAGCACCGCCAGAGUACCCGGAAGUUCAGAGCCAGGUGCUUAGUCAUUGCCUUUUGCAUGAAAACAUUGGCGACAUGCCUUCUCCUCCGGCCGUGAGCCCGAGACCCUGCCAGUGUCCGUGGCUGCUGCAGCGAUCGUCAUUUGUGACAAGACAUGAACUGUGGAGUACCAGGUUCCCCGUCUUUCUGAUCGUCCAUCACCCCACUCUGCUACAUCUUUCCAAAAGGAAGUGCCAAAGCCAUGGUCCUCCUGCCUUCCAACCUGACCGGAGGGAAGUCAUUGCCAACACCCACUGGCAGACCCUGCCACUUCCACAAACCAAAGAGAUGAAGAAAAGCCUGGCAGUGUUCUCCAAGCCCCGGAACUCCAGAGCGCGCCAGGAGAGGGUAUACUCAGUGUAUGAAUAUGUGCUGUUCUCCACUGUUAACACAUUGCAAAAAUAUACUAUGAAUAAAUACCAUGAC
Molecule: messenger RNA, 7790 nt
Organism: Myotis lucifugus (little brown bat)
Lineage: Eukaryota; Metazoa; Chordata; Mammalia; Chiroptera; Vespertilionidae
Gene: ADAMTS9
Product: ADAM metallopeptidase with thrombospondin type 1 motif 9
Biological process (GO): proteolysis; extracellular matrix organization
Cellular component (GO): extracellular matrix
Molecular function (GO): zinc ion binding; metalloendopeptidase activity
Source: RefSeq, a predicted model, not a curated record